CCCCGGGAGCGGCAGGAAGGAGGCGGCGCGCGGAGGCGGGAGGCGCAGAACCCAAUCGCUGAUCCCCCGGCCGCGGCGCCGCCUCCGCCAUUGCUGCACGCGAGAGCGGGCGACGCGGAGCCUCGGAGCGCGCUCGGAGCCCAGACUUGCCGGAGCCGGGCGUGGGGCCGCAGCCUCCUGUCUUUCGCAACCAUGGUGAAGUUGGGCAACAAUUUCGCAGAGAAGGGCACCAAGCAGCCACUGCUGGAGGAUGGCUUCGACACCAUUCCCCUGAUGACGCCCCUCGAUGUCAACCAGCUGCAGUUCCCACCCCCGGAUAAGGUUGUUGUGAAAACUAAAACUGAGUAUGAACCUGACCGCAAGAAAGGGAAAGCGCGUCCUCCCAAGAUAGCGGAGUUCACCGUCAGCAUCACCGAGGGUGUCACCGAGAGGUUUAAGGUCUCUGUGCUGGUUCUCUUUGCCCUGGCCUUCCUCACCUGUGUCGUCUUCCUGGUCGUCUACAAGGUGUACAAGUAUGACCGCUCCUGCCCUGAUGGGUUUGUCUUGAAGAACACCCAGUGCAUUCCAGAAGGCUUGGAGAGCUACUACACGGAGCAAGACUCCAGUGCCCGGGAGAAAUUUUACACUGUCAUAAACCACUACAACCUGGCCAAGCAGAGUAUCACACGCUCCGUGUCACCGUGGAUGUCAGUUCUGUCAGAAGAGAAGCUGUCGGAACAGGAGACCGAAGCUGCGGAGAAGUCAGCUUAGCGAGCUGGGCGGGUUCCUUACAAUGUGUCACUUGAAGGCAACAAAGGGACUUUGAGGGACAUUUCAUUAAAUAUAAUUACCGAUAA
Molecule: messenger RNA, 836 nt
Organism: Peromyscus eremicus (cactus mouse)
Lineage: Eukaryota; Metazoa; Chordata; Mammalia; Rodentia; Cricetidae
Gene: Nsg1
Product: neuronal vesicle trafficking associated 1
Exons: 5
Coding region: 193-750 (185 amino acids)
Biological process (GO): G protein-coupled dopamine receptor signaling pathway; endosomal transport; clathrin coat assembly
Cellular component (GO): endosome; membrane
Molecular function (GO): clathrin light chain binding
Source: RefSeq, a predicted model, not a curated record